Molecule: messenger RNA, 897 nt
Organism: Verticillium dahliae VdLs.17
Lineage: Eukaryota; Fungi; Ascomycota; Sordariomycetes; Glomerellales; Plectosphaerellaceae
Product: chaperone protein dnaJ 6
Exons: 2
Coding region: 1-897 (298 amino acids)
Cellular component (GO): cytoplasm; nucleus
Molecular function (GO): heat shock protein binding
Source: RefSeq, a predicted model, not a curated record
AUGGCGAGCCGCCGGCCAUCGACCCUUACGAGACGCUGGGUCUCGAGCGGGAGGCUACUGCCGACCAGCGCAGCCCCCAGGGCCAGCCUCAAGCUGCGUACACGCGCUGACUGGAGCCCAACAGACAAGGUCCCCGAAGACAAAAAGUCCGAGGCCAACGAAAAGUUCCAGUCCAUCGCCUUCGCCUAUGCCAUCCUCUCUGAUCCUGCGCGCCGCAAGCGCUACGACACGACCGGCUCGACCUCCGAAUCCAUCGUCGACGCCGACGGCUUCAACUGGUCCGACUUCUACCGUGAGCAGUUCCGCGAUUCCAUCUCGGCAGAUGCCAUUGAGAAGUUCGCCGCCAAGUACAAGGGCUCCGACGAGGAGAAGGAUGACGUGCUCGUGGCGUACGAGGAGCACAAGGGCAAGAUGGACCAGGUUUACGAAUCAGUCAUGCUGAGCGACGUGCUCGAGGACGAUGAGCGUUUCCGCUCCAUCAUCGAUGCGGCUAUCAAGUCGGGAGAUGUACCACCCUUCACGGCCUACACGAAGGAGAGCGCCAAGUCCAAAGCGGCGCGGGUCAAGGCCGCGAAGGCUGAGGGGCAGGGGGCUGAGGAAUACGCAAAGGAGCUGGGCGUACACGACAAGCUGUUUGGCAACAAGAAGAAGGGCAAGAAGAACAAGAAGGACGAUGAGAUGGAUCUGGCUGCGUUGAUCCAGCAGAACCAGGCGAAGCGGGCCAACUUUCUCCAGGACCUCGAGGCCAAGUACGCAGCGCCGAGCAAGACGAAGACGGGCAAGAAGAGGGUUGUUGAGGAGGAGCCAUCGGAGGAGGCUUUCCAGGCGGCGGCUGCGAGGCUCAAGAAAGCCAAGGCCUCUGAGUCAAGUAGGCCAACAAGGAGCUCCAAGAAAUGA